Messenger RNA from Lasiosphaeria miniovina, 1900 nucleotides. RefSeq names its product cation efflux family-domain-containing protein. Gene Ontology annotation, biological process: intracellular zinc ion homeostasis; zinc ion transmembrane transport. The coding region runs from base 229 to 1590 and encodes 453 amino acids. Gene Ontology annotation, cellular component: membrane. Gene Ontology annotation, molecular function: zinc ion transmembrane transporter activity. The transcript is spliced from 7 exons. Lineage: Eukaryota; Fungi; Ascomycota; Sordariomycetes; Sordariales; Lasiosphaeriaceae. The record is from RefSeq and is a predicted model, not a curated record.
UCCUGGCACUGCGUCUUUCUUCGAUACCUAGUAUACGGAUACCGGUAGGGCAGUUGGGAUAUAAGUACGAGGGCUGCCUUCAUGUCGCCCUCCCCGAGAUUAAACUAGAGAGAGAUAAACAACGUCGAAAGUCAAUCUCCUACCACUCACUCUGAGCUGCUUUACCCACUUUACGGAAUAGCCGCCUCCCUCAUCCGCCUCGGCGCCGAGCGUCCCUUCCUCAUCAACAUGUCGUCCAAAAAGUCGGCCUUCGAGUUUGGGCCCAAGCAUAGGCUUGUGGCAACCAUCGUCAUCUCGUUUGCGUUUUUUGUUUCCGAGCUUGCAGUUGCCUUUAAGACACGAAGCUUGGCUCUCAUGGCCGAUGCUUUCCAUUAUAUGAAUGACCUGAUUGGCUUCAUCGUGGCUCUGACAGCCAUAAUCAUCUCGGAGCGGAGCGAGUCGCCACAGGAUCUCUCGUUUGGAUGGCAACGAGCUCGCCUGCUUGGUGCCUUUUUCAAUGGCGUCUUCCUGCUCGCCUUGGGCAUUAGCAUUUUCCUCCAGUCCAUUGAGCGCUUCAUUUCGCUGCAGAUGGUUGAAGAUCCGAAACUGGUUCUCAUUAUGGGAUCCGUGGGUCUCGGGCUUAACCUCAUCAGCGCUGCCUUCUUGCACGUAGAGCACCACGGUCAUGAUCACCAUGGUCACGGCCACGACCACGGCCACGCCCAUGGCCACGCCCAUGGCCACGACCAGAGCCAGAGCGACGUUGUCGAGGAUGUGGACAGGCCAGCUCCCACCACCAUUGUCAUGGGGGUCAUGGGGCAUCAUCCCGAGCACAACGGAAGCGAUGACAGCUCUCGGGCGUCCCUACAUUCUCAUGCCGAGCACCGCCAUGCCGAAUACGGCGGCACCAAAUCUAUCGGACGGGAUCUGGGCAUGAUGGGGGCCACGAUCCACGUCAUGGGCGAUGCCCUCAACAACUUGGGCGUCAUCAUCGCAGCUGCCAUCAUCUGGUUCACGCAUUCUCCCUCUCGCUUCUACGCGGACCCCGGCGUCAGCAUGGGCAUCGCACUCAUGAUUCUGGUCUCGGCGCUGCCUCUGGUCAAGAACAGCGGUGCCAUUCUCUUGCAGAGCGCCCCGCGUGGCGUCGAUCUUGGUGAUGUCAAGCAUGACCUUGAAAAGAUCCCUGGGAUCGAGUCGGUCCACGAGCUGCACGUCUGGAGGCUCGACCAAAAGAAGGCAAUUGCGUCGGCGCACGUCGUCGUCUCGGAUCAGAACAUCUCCAACUUCAUGGAGAAGGCCAAGACAGUUAGUGAAUGUCUGCACGCCUACGGAAUCCAUUCGGCCACCCUGCAGCCCGAGUUUCUCCCCACGACGACUUCGUUGCCCCCGCCGGCGGCGGCACUGUCGGCGACGACGACUCCUUCCCCCGCGGCAGGCGGCGUCGGAUCAGCGGAGCGAAACGCCGUUAACGUUCCGAUAACGUCGACGUCGACGUCGUCGAUGUCUCCUGUAAGACGAAGAAGGGCUGCGGGCGGAUCUGCCGCUUGCCAGAUGGUAUGCGGGAAGGGCAUCUGCGAGAAUCUUUUUUGCUGCACGGCGGUGCAAAUCUAAAAGCUAGCCAGCCCCUAUUUUCAUUUGCAUCUUUUUUGUCUUGUUUUUUUCUUCUCAUCUUCUGAUUGGUCCCUUGGAGGGCUUUCACCAGCCUGAUGCCAUUGACUGGGGGGGUUAAGAACGCUGGGUUAAAAAGUUAGGUGCUGAUCACCAUCACCAUCACAUCACACGCUCAUGUCCAGGACUCUUCAACGCUUUGAGGAUGUUAAUGGCUGGAUCGGUAAGCGGGAAAAAGGGGGAGGUGAGAUUGAAUUGGCAAACCAGCGUGUCACAUUCUCGCUUUCUAGAAUGAUGGAAAAUAGCGAAACAA